AUGGAAGCUGUCAGUGACUUGGCCGCCACUUCUGAGGAGCCAAGAUCCAAAGAUUACAAAUUACCAUCCUUCCUGGACUGGAAUGAGGAUCUGCGAAGAAGACAUUUUCUUCCUUCGCAAGAGCAGCUUCGCUCAAUCCUCGAACUCUCUCUGUCUUAUAGCAGGGUACUUGAUGAGAAUAUGCAUCUUGCUCGACACCUUGGACUUCCCCUCAUGAGCAACACUAUUGCCAAGACCAUAGAUUCGCUCUUCAAAAGCCCACGACCGCAAUUAAUCGAAGUCGACAGCGCAUGCAAAGACAACAUAACUUGGUCUGAGGUCGCUGAUGCCAAUUACAACCCCGUGCCCCAAGAGGAUGGGACCUAUCAUCUCUGGAUCUCUAGCCGACGGGCUACGGUUGGAUUAUCCCAGUUCGAUCACAAUAUUCUCCUACCCGGCAUCAUCCAGCAGCUUAUCCAUCCCUUGUCGUACGAACCUGAUGUGCAGAUGGAAAGGGACACGCUUUCUCUCGCAUCUUCGGAAAUUAAUUCAUGGAACCAGAUCGCCUUGGAAUUGGUGGAAACAAACAAAAACUUACUAGAGAAAUUGAAGGAAAAGGCGAACUCACUUUCUAACAACGGCAAAGCAUGGAACCCUUGUCACAAAAUUCUUGUUCCUAAAUGGUUUGAGGCUCGAAAACAUCUUUUAAAGAAACAAAUCGAGCUUGAAUUUGAACGAGAUUUUGGUCACCGACGGAAACAUAGCAGUAUUUACGCUAUUUGGUAUCAAAACAAGGGCAAGGAAAAGAACAAGCGAAAGAAGGCCCUUCGACUCCAAGGAAAACCUUCACUUCCUCAUGAUAUCUCACACGACCAAACGACGAAUACCUCUGACUGCAAUGAGAGCUCAUUGAGCUCUUUUUCUAACCAGGAAAGUCUACUGGCUGUGGCCUUUCCGCCGAACGACACUUAUCCGACCCCUGAGAGCGCUACAGAGGUUCUGCCGAUGCAAACAGAGCCCCAAUCAAAGCGACCUGGAAAUGCUUCUCACGCUGAUGUUCAGUAUGAUAUGUCAGCGAACGCCGCUGAAGAUGAUACACUUGAUGGUGUCCCAGGAAUAGAACCUACUCAUUCGGACAUGUCCGCAAAAAUAGCUCCAACAAACGAUGUUGAAGAAUCACGAACGCCUUGUAUCUCGCUCGAUACGGAAAGUGUUUUGGGCUCCAAGGUACCAGACACAGCAGACAGGCUUUCUCGGCGGAAGCAGCAACCGGUACGAUCUGCUCAAGCAACAAGGCCUAGCAAAUCUUCCCCAUUAAGCCAACCCCAAUGGACUACGCCCAGGGCUCAAAUCGGAUCCUCCGCUAUUGGGGAUAUGCAAAGCAUUGAUCCAAGCGAGGCUGGGGACCCAAACUAUUCUCCUUGUUUUCUUGGGAGGAUCCUCAACUAG
Messenger RNA from Penicillium nucicola, 1428 nucleotides. RefSeq lists its product as uncharacterized. Bases 1 to 1428 code for a protein of 475 amino acids. The transcript is spliced from 3 exons. Lineage: Eukaryota; Fungi; Ascomycota; Eurotiomycetes; Eurotiales; Aspergillaceae. The record is from RefSeq and is a predicted model, not a curated record.